AAAGCUAAGGCACUCUGAGAAAUAAUCAUUCAAAAGCGUUUGAUCAGAGUUUGGAUUGAUAUAUAGUUUUGUCUAAAGGCAAUAGCUAAACAAAGUUUAAUAUUGGAUUGUAAGAGGAAAAUGGAGUCUUACCAAAACCAGUCCGGAGCUCAGCAGACUCACCAACAGCUUGACCAAUUCGGAAAUCCAGCCACCACCGCAGCUCCGGUCAUAGCUGAAGGUGGUGGUUUGAGUGGCGUGCUUCAUCGUUCUGGAAGUAGCUCUAGCUCCAGCUCGGAGGACGAUGGACUAGGUGGAAGGAGGAGGAAGAAGAAGGGAUUAACCGAGAAGAUUAAAGAAAAGCUGCCGGGUCAUCAUCACGAGUCCGACAAGACUUCUUUAGGUUCCACCACCACGGCCAAUGAUACCGGCACCACCGUUCACCACGAGAAGAAAGGCAUGGUGGAAAAGAUCAAAGAGAAGCUUCCGGGUAGUCAUCAUUAGAUUCACGUUUUACCAAACUUGUUUGCGUAUGUUGUAGUACCAUAUAUGUAAUGCAUAAAUAAUAUUUUGGUGUGGCUGAGUGGCUCUUACCAGCCACAAAUAAUAUGACGUAGUUUUUUCCUUAAUCAA
Capsella rubella is the source of this 612-nucleotide messenger RNA. RefSeq names its product dehydrin Xero 1. Lineage: Eukaryota; Viridiplantae; Streptophyta; Magnoliopsida; Brassicales; Brassicaceae. The transcript has 2 exons. Bases 121 to 483 code for a protein of 120 amino acids. The record is from RefSeq and is a predicted model, not a curated record. Gene Ontology annotation, biological process: response to water.